Molecule: messenger RNA, 2373 nt
Organism: Striga hermonthica
Lineage: Eukaryota; Viridiplantae; Streptophyta; Magnoliopsida; Lamiales; Orobanchaceae
Source: the annotation of a GenBank genome assembly
GGUUUCUGAUAAUGGCCGACGACACUUGUAAUAGCCAUGGUGAUGAGUUAUCAGACCGAUUACAGGCCUUCUCCCUGUCUGAUUGGGAAGCGAAAGUAGUUGAUAUUGCGCAAGAUGAUAUUAAACUCAGCGAUGAUGAAUGUCGAAGGAGUCUAUUUGGAAAGGUAAUUGGGGAUCGUCCAGCUAGCUGGAUUGGAAUUAGACGUGCAAUGUCACAAAUAUGGAAGCUAAAUCAACCCAUGGAGGUUAAGGAUCUCAGUCCUAACUAUUUCCAAUUCAUAUUUCAAGAUGUUGAAGACAAAAAGCGUGUCUCUGCUGGUAACAAUUGGAGCUUCGAAAACCAAUACCUGAUCCUUAGGGAAUGGUCUAAUGGUAUCUCCAGUAAACAUCAAAGUUUCAGAGAGCUAACUCUAUGGGUGCAAAUUCAUAAUAUUCCCUUAAAUUGGGUUAGCUCGGAGGUGGGGUUCAAGAUUGGUAGAGCUUUUAAGAGCCUCAAGAAUGUUGUAGUUGCGUCUAUUGGCAAUCAUGGAGGGAAACUGCUGCGGUUACUGGUUACUUUGGAUAUUGAUGAGCCCAUUCCCAGAGUUCUGCACAUCCGAUUGGGGGACCAAAUAGCUAAUGUUAUGUUCAAAUAUGAAAAGCUGUUGAAUCUCUGCCAUUACUGUGGGAAGAUAGGCCAUUUAGACCGUAAUUGUGCUAGGAAAAUGGAGGAUGUUGCUAACAGUUCUAUGAAGGACAGACAAUAUGGUGAUUGGUUGAAGGCGGCUGAUGGUCAAAGGUGGUCGGCUGGAAAUUUCUCGGAUACAAGAUCCUCUCCUCCAAGAGAGUCUCCUUCAAUGGCUGAAAAUACCACUGCAGCUCAAGAUAUCUCAUCAAGCAUCCCUUCUAGCAGUAAUCAGAUUGCUCAAAGCCAUAAUGUCACAAUCUCUCUAGCUAAAUCAGUUGUAGCUACUUCUCUCAUCUCAGCUACUCAAUCACUGCAUAAGAAAGCUGACAUCAUAGAGAACAACCUUCAAAUUGUUGAGUCUAUAGGUAUGGAAGUAGAGAAAGUUACCUCAAUUGUAGCAUCCGCUCCUCUGCAGGAAUUGCAAAUGGCCCCCUAUAUCCCUCCUCUUAAAACAUGGAAAAGAGUGGGUAGUAGCAAGGGAAGAUUGCAGAGAGCUUCUAAGCCAAUAACUCAUAAUGAUAAUUUAUGGAAGGGGAACAGAGCUAGAGAGGACAGUAUCACAGAAGAACCAUCAACUGAUGCUCUUCCAAUUACUCAGUUGGGUUUUGAUAAUAGAUUAGCUUUGGUAGAUCCAGUUGGUCUUAGUGGUGGAUUGGUUCUUUGUUGGGAUUCUAAUGUUAUUAUUCAUAAUAUCAAGUGUAGGGAUUUCUAUAUAGUUGUUCUCUUUCAGAUUAACUCAGAUGCCCCUCAAUGGGGAGUUUUUGUUUAUUGUAACCCUUGUAGAGUAAUCAGAGGGAACCAAUGGGAGGAGUUAAUUAUUGACAAGCAAUCUUGGGGUCACAUUUGGUUCUCUCUGGGGGAUUGGAAUGAUAUUAUUUCUGCUAGUGAAAAGGAAGGAGGCCUCUCCAGAAAUGAAAAUAGCUUUCUUGGCUUCCGGAACUUCAUCAAUGCCAUGGAGAUGUCAGAGAUUAAAUUUGAAGGAUAUCCUUUCACUUGGUGCAACAACCGAGCAGCUCCUAACCUGGUGGAGGAGAAGAUGGACAGAGCUUUUUGCUCUUUUGAUUGGUCUCAGCUUUUCCCUAUUGUAACUGUGCACAAUGUCAUCCGAAGUUCUUCAGACCACUCAGUUCUUCUUCUUGAUAUGGGGCUUAAAAGACAAAGAAGGAAAUCUUCUUUCCAUUUUGACAAAAGAUGGUUACAUAAAGAGGGCUUUUCUGAGGUGGUGACAAGAGCUUGGCAAAUUCCUGUGGAAGGCACUCCUUUCUUCCAAAUUAAGGAGAAAAUAAAAAAUACCAGGAUAGCUUUGCUCAUUUGGAGUUCCACAUUUCAAUCUCAGCACCAACAACAAAUGGCAGAACUUACUAAUAAGUUGGAGACUCUGAAUGAAGUUAAAACUGGAGACAAGUGGGAAGAAUGGAUCAAUACUAGGAGGGAGUUGAAUAAAGCUCAUUUCCAGGAGGAGCUCUACUGGCAACAAAAGGCUAAGCACAAGUGGCUAAGGGAAGGAGAUGCUAACACCCAUUUUUUUCAUGCAUAUACCCUACAAAGAAGAAAGCUCAAUGCCAUUACAAGAUUAGUCUCCUCUCAGGGUACUGUGUUUUCAUCUCAGAAGGAAAUUGAAACUCAUAUAUCUGAUUUCUACAGAUCCCUAUUUUCUACUGAGGGCAGCUGGGGAGGUGACACUUUACUCCCUCUCAUUACUCCAU